Molecule: messenger RNA, 2605 nt
Organism: Rhagoletis zephyria (snowberry fruit fly)
Lineage: Eukaryota; Metazoa; Arthropoda; Insecta; Diptera; Tephritidae
Product: zinc finger protein 271-like
Cellular component (GO): nucleus
Molecular function (GO): zinc ion binding
Source: RefSeq, a predicted model, not a curated record
ACUUAUUUUUUUUUACUAUUAAUUAGUUCUUAAAGCUACAAAAAAAAGUUUCAUUCUCCUUAUUAAAAGUGAACUACAAAAAUGCAGUGUCGUGCUUGUAUGCAGACUAAUUGCCAAGUCCUCCUCGACAUGGGCAUCGCGUGUACAGAGGAUGGCAAAAAUCUGUACGAUUGCUUCAAUGAAUGCACGCAGUUAGAAGCACGUGCCAAUGAUGGUUUACCCAAAACACUUUGCAAAAUGUGUGCACAAAAACUUCAGAUAGGCUUUAACUUCAGAAAAAGUGCUCGCCAGUCGCAUGAAGAUUUCAUGAAACUUUUAGCAUCCCUAAAAAUGGAGACGGAAUCGGUACAUAGUUUAACAGAGGAAUCUUUGGCAUAUGAGAAAGAAGGGGAAAAUACUGGUGAUCCUUUGGAUAUGGAUUUUGAAGAAGCUGUAAGGGCCUUACAUGGAACAGAAUUAGAUCUUUUCGUAAAGGACGAGUCGACCGACCAGGUCUUAGAGGAAUCACAAGAUGUAAAACAUGAAAAUGAAAACUCGACAGAGGUUCAGCUGUCUAAUUUGUAUGGUGUUACAACAACAACAUCGACGGAGGGUUUUGGGGAAUCGCAACAUUCAAUAGAAAAAAACCAAAAAUCGACGGAUGUUUUGGAGGAAUCACUACUAGAAUCGACGGAUGUUUUGGAGGAAUCACUACUAGAAUCGACGGAUGUUUUGGAGGAAUCACAACUAGAAUCGACAGAUGUUUUGGAAGAGUCACAAGAUGUAGAACAUAAUAAUGAAAAAUCUAUGGAAAUAGACAGAUCAGAAGAGGAGGUUGACCAUUUUACCGAAUUAAUACCCGAUUCAUCAUAUGACGAUAAUAUACAAAAUAUAAAAGCAAAUGAAUCAGAAACAGAUGAAUUAGAAGAGCAGUGCAUAACUGAACACACAGAUAAAGUAAGAUACACUUGCGAGAAUUGCAGCCGCUCUUAUGCAACUAAAAAGGAAUUAAAAAAGCAUAUUUCUAAUCGACACAAAUCUGAUAUAAUUUGCAUAAACUGCUCAAAGGUGUUUGAAAUGCCUAAUGAUUUGAGGAUACACAAAAAGCUUGUUCAUGACACCGAAUCACCAAUACAAUGCGAUUUCUGCCCAGAAAAACCUGUUAUGCCUCGAACGGAACUUCUUAAACAUUUUCAAAACUACCAUAGUUGUCGAUAUUUUAAAUAUUUUCCACGUUUACGUAAAAAACGUACUAAUUGGUUAGGGGAUCCUAUUCCUAAUGAAUGCAAAUAUUGUGGAAGAACAUUUCCAUCUGAGUUCGAUUUGGAAGAUCAUAUAAAAUCUCAUGUAUUUCAAUGUCCAAUCUGCUCGAGAAAUUUCGGUAGAAUAAAAGCUUAUUAUGAACAUAUCAAACGAUUACAUAACAGCAGAGCAAAUAAAGUUCCGCCACUCAUUGUUGAAGGAACUGAAAUCGAAGAACAAAUUUUCGAAUGCAAAGAUUGCAACAAAAGCUACACGAGACUGGGCUCUUAUAAUACACAUAUGAAACAAAAACAUCAAGUAACGGAAUCAAAUGCUAUAAGUGAUAAUCCUGUUAAACAGUUCGACAAUAUUCACCAAAUCGACUUUUCGGAUAACCCUACAAACAUAGAAGGCAACGAAUUCACUGAAACUGAAAUGGAAGGCACCGUUAUUGAACUUAUUCCCAUGGAGUCGGAUGUCAUAAAAGAUGAUCAAGAGCGUAGAAAACCGUCUAGAAGAAAAGCGCAUAAAAAUUCAGAUGGUCAAAAGGAGAAAAAGAGCUAUCUAUGUUCAUUUUGUCCACGAGUGCUAUCUACUAAAGCUGCUCUAGAAUCGCAUGAAGGAAAACAUUUAAAUACUGAGCCCGAUAUGAAGGAGUGCCCAUUUUGUCAGAAAAGGUUUUCAAUGGAAUAUAUAAGAAAGCAUAUUGAUCUCGUACACAUUGCUAAGCGUAAAUUUCAUUGUGAUAUUUGCCGUGAUUCUUUUAAAACCAAGGAUGGUCUUUAUCGACACAGACAAUUGCAUUCUAAGGAACGGGAUUGCCCAUGUACAAUAUGCGAUAAAAGUUUCCCUAAGAAAAGUGAGCUUGUAAUACACAUGCGAUUUCACACGGGGGAAACGCCUUUCACCUGCCACUUAUGUGACAAACGAUUUCGAAUUAAAGCCCAUCUUACAAAUCAUUUGCGAAAGCAUGCUAACAUCAAUUUUAUAUGUACGGUGUGUGGUAGAGAGUUCAAGAGCAAAACACUACAAGACCAUUCAUAUAAGCAUACCGGUGGAAUGCCAUAUUCCUGUUUAAUUUGCGAUUACGGUAGUGCACGGCGUGAAAAUUUUACGUGUCAUAUGCUGCGCAAACAUGACAAAGUUAUGACGGAGGCUGAAUUAUUUGCAAUGUUCAAAGCGAAUACUGGUCGCUCUCCUCGCGUAAAGCUAGCUGAAGAAUUAGAAAUGAUAAAUGCAAUGUUUCCACCCAGAGACCCCGACUGUUCUACUGAAAGUUAAGCGCUAGCAAGCAAUUUCUGUACAAGAGGUGGGUAACUCAACUCAGAGUUAAGUUAUUGAGUUGAUUCCUAUAAGUGAAUCGGUAACUCAGACUCCCUGUCCA